Molecule: messenger RNA, 3225 nt
Organism: Mytilinidion resinicola
Lineage: Eukaryota; Fungi; Ascomycota; Dothideomycetes; Mytilinidiales; Mytilinidiaceae
Product: kinase-like protein
Exons: 3
Coding region: 1-3225 (1074 amino acids)
Biological process (GO): protein phosphorylation
Molecular function (GO): ATP binding; protein kinase activity
Source: RefSeq, a predicted model, not a curated record
AUGGACUUUGCUUAUUCCCCGCACCGCGAGACGGGCGGCACCCUCCAUCUCCACUCCCCAACACACCCACACCCGCACUCCUACCACCUGGAGGGGUUCCCCUCUAUCAAGCAGAUCCGGCGCUCCCUGUCACGUUCACCGUCGAAGCCGUCGCGCUUCCAGCUGCACUCCAAGUCCUCGGAUUCACCAGGCUCGCCCAUCUCGCCUCUGGCGUUAUCACGCGCCUUCAGCCCCAGGACUUUAAAGCCCGCGAGUCCCACCGGACCCCAUACCGGCUCACCACUGUCGCAAGCGCCAACCACCACCAAGAAGAAGUUCUCGCUGCGCCGCACCACGCGCCGAACCGCAUCAAAGAGUCCCCGACGCGCUCUGGCCGACUCCGCAAACCAAGGCAACGCAACGCCAUUCACCUCUCGACGAAGCUCUGGAGAGGAGAACCAAAACAUGAGCGCGCGCGCACCGCUUUUUGCCGACCAACCCGAAACUGAGUGCAAACCUUCGGUGCCGCGAUUCAGUCUCGACGACGGCCCUAUCAAAUUCGAAUUUACGCGCUCACGUGGAGAGAGCGCGCCAGGUGCGAACUGCCUAAUGCCGGCAAAAUCGAGCCCGCUGAAGCGUAGCGACGGCAUCAUGAACCUGGACCAGGCGAGCUUGGGCAGUCCAGUGGCCAAGAGAAGGAGCCUGCAUGGUGCUUCAUUUGGCCCCGACUUCGACGUCUUCGAUCACGGUCCAACCCCAAACUCUGAACAACCACAGCAAUUCCGCAACCAUGAUCACGACAUGGGCAUUCACUCUUUCUCGUCGCCAAUCCAGAAGACUGGCUCCCCACUGCGCAAAUCGCUCUCACUGAGGAAGUCGACUCUGUCACAGCGAUAUGGCUCCAACGCUGCUCGACCCAAGGCCCAGGACCAAGGCCACGAAUUCGCAAUUCCAGGUCAGGCAGCAUCCCGAACGAGGAAUCGUAUGUCUCUUGAUAGCUCUCUAGGAUUCGGUUCGCCACAAGCCCAGUCGCCAUUCCGCAAGUCUAUGGGUCUUGGUCUUACAUCUGAGUCCGGGCGCCCAAAUCUGCAGCAGCAUUCCCAUUCGUUUAUGCGUGGUAGCGGUUCAAUCAGCCACCAGCCCCAUCCUCUCUCAAACGCUGUCACUCCGUCAUCUUCCAUGUCGAGCCUAGGAGAUGACUCACCGACUCAUGCUCCUGCGCAUGUUCCUCCGCAUCCUGCGCCUCCAACUGCUGCUCCGCGACACCAUAUCUUUUCCAGGUCAUUGCCUCUUGGUGCUACCCGUCCUAACCUGGGUGGGGAUGCUCCGGAAAUAGAUUCCGAGAAUGGAUCCUUCGCAACACCAGCUGCGUACAAGAUGGCGAAGCCACUUCCUCAGGCGUUCAUGUCGACGGGAUUGAUAUCUAAGCGCAAUCGCAACGCCGACCUACCCCAACCGGGUUCUUAUGCUAGCUAUGCUAUGCCGGACACGCCGUCUAAGAGGGCCUCUUUCCCUCCCAUUACGUCGUCUCCGUCGAUUCAUCGUGGAUUCGGGAAAUCCAUCACACGCCAUGAGUUCGGUACCCCGACCACUCCGUUCAGCCUGCAUCCCACCGGUGCGACACCGAUCUCGUUCGGAAAAGGAGUCAACAUCUUCGGUACUCUUGGAAAUCCUAGCAUGAAUCGUCGUGGUAGCUUCGCUAGCAUCGACAUCGACGUCGAUGGUGAUGAUAAUUCGGUUUCGCCAUCCGGCAAGAUGGACAGCCAAUCCAGCAUUGACGAUAUGCCGCCGACCCCUACGAAGCAAGGUGAUGGCGCAGGUCGACGAUCGAAGGAUAACAGCCUCCGAAGCAGCCUCUUUGGUCGGCGUACCCCGAUACAAGCUUCAGAAUCGUCUGAACGCAACUCUCCACAUACACCAUCGGAGUCAUUUGUUCCACCUGACGCCAGUAGGCUAACGAUCUCUGGUCGCGCCAACCGUCGUGGAUCGAUACCCUUCAACAGCAGCACGAACAGAAACACGUCGUUCCCGCCCGCAACUCCGACCACUAACCGCGAUCACAAGGUGUACUUUGCAAACGGCCAGUCUGCUAUUGCUCCGAUUGCAGGACUAACCAAAAACGAUGUGGACACCGCUCUUACUAGCAGAUUCGAAAACGUCUCGUUGCAUGGAAACGGGGAGUUCUCGCAAGUCUACCGUGUUGAAGGUCUCAUCAACCCACCACCAAGAUCAUCUUUCGAAGCCCCCUCUGGAAGCGUAUGGGCUGUCAAGAAGGCGAAGCGACCGUAUGCUGGACUGAAGGAUCGGGACCGAAAGCUUCGCGAAGUCCACAUCCUCCAGGCACUGAGCGGUAACGAGCAUAUUAUUUUUUUCGCAGGCAGCUGGGAACACAAGAACUACCUCUACAUCCAGACGGAGUUCUGCGAGAAUGGCAAUCUGAAGGAUUUCUUGACUCAACAUGGGUAUAAGGGACGGUUGGACGACUUCCGGAUUUGGAAGAUUCUCCUAGAGUUAUCAAUGGGCGUCAAACACAUUCAUGAUUCCGGCUUUAUUCAUCUCGAUCUAAAACCCGCAAACGUCUUCCUUGACUGGGAAGGCGUCCUCAAAAUUGGCGAUUUUGGCUUGGCGAGCACGUGGCCUGCUCCCCCGAACAUUGACGGAGAAGGCGACCGCGAAUACAUCGGGCCGGAGAUUCUUUCUGGUCGCUUUGACAAGCCUGCCGAUAUCUUUGCUCUCGGCAUGGUCAUGCUCGAGAUCGCUGGCAACAUUAUCCUCCCUGACAACGGUACCUCCUGGCAGCGUCUUCGGUCUGGCGAUAUGACCGACCUCCCGAGCCUCACGUGGAGCUCCGAGAGCAGCCUUCCGAGAGACGAAUCCGGAGAUCCAAUCACCGACAUCAGCACUAAUGCCUCCAACGAGACUUUGUGCGGAUCCGAAACCGAGGAUGAAAGCUUCAGGUUGUUUAACGACAUCGAGCCCAGGUCGCACUUCCCAGAGCAGCUAGUCCAGCCUCCCAACUUCAUGAUCGAUCCCAACGACAGCGAGUGUUUGGACAAGAUCGUGGAGUGGAUGAUCAGUCCAAAUCCAGACGAGCGCCCUACGGUUGAUCAACUCUGCAACUGUGGCGGCGUCCAGUGGGUUAAGAAUCGUCGUCGCGCAGGGGCAACGGUCUAUGAGGGGACUUGGGGCCCUGCCGAUGACGUCCUAUCUACCGAGCACGAUGUUGACAUGUUGGACGCCCUCUAA